GUAUGAAAAAUAAAGAAAUAUAAUAAUUAUAAUAAACAUUUAAAUAAACAUACUGAUUAGUGUGAACAUAUCAACUGAAAAUUUAGACCUUCAUAUUUUAUUAAUAACUUGCUCAAACAGUCAUGUCAUGAAGAAUUUUUAUAUUAUCCUUUAAAUUGAAUUUUUAUAGAUUUUAUGUUUAUGAUUUUAUAGAUAUUAUGCUUUUCAUGUACAUCAAACAGUAAAGAUGGAGGGCAAAGAAAAUAAACCAAGAACUUUAAGUUGUACCAUAAAAAGUCCUGGCCCAAUUUACAAAUUACCAACGUUAGUUGGCUACAGUGAUCAUGAUCCAUCUCGAUAUAGAAAUCCAGCAUACAGCAUACGAGCUCGAACUGCUAUCAAGACUUUUGCGAUACAGCCUGGUCCUCGUUAUAAUAUCAGAAAUUUAACAAAAUCUGGGCCUGAUAAUCCACCCGCUUACACAAUCAGAGGGAGGAAAGCAUGGAUUUUACGAGAUCAUGCUCCAGGACCUGGAGCAUACUCUCCUGAAUUAUGUCCACCGAUGAAUCACAAUCGUAGAGCACCAGCUUAUAGUUUUAUGUCACGAGGUGUGACAAAGUUUCUAGACGAAGGACCUGGUCCGAAUUCAUAUCUUUUACCAACAUGCAUAGGACCUAAAGUGCCUGAUAAGCCCGCUCAGGGUGCAUUUUCUAUCGUUGGUCAUCGUAAAGUACGCGAAGAAAUUGUUGGUCCAGGUCCGGCCGCAUACGUAAAAAUAAACUAUGACACGAUAAAACGACGGAGUCCGGCAUAUAGUUUAAAAAAAAGACAUAUUUUGUUAGAAAAAUAUCGCAGUCCGGCACCAAUCUUUUAUCCAUUGUACGAUACGCGAAAACGUUCGCCUAUGUAUUCAUUUGGUAUAAAGCAUAGUGAAUGCACUGGAAUACCUAUGACACAGUUAGAUGAGAAUUAAUUUUAUAAUGAAAAAUUGUAUAUAGAUAUUUUUUCCUAUUUUUUGUAUUUACGCAAUAAAUUUAUUG
This is a messenger RNA of Wasmannia auropunctata (little fire ant), 1019 nucleotides long. Its product is annotated as outer dense fiber protein 3-like. Bases 227 to 952 code for a protein of 241 amino acids. The transcript is spliced from 4 exons. The record is from RefSeq and is a predicted model, not a curated record. NCBI's taxonomy places the organism in Eukaryota, Metazoa, Arthropoda, Insecta, Hymenoptera, Formicidae.